CUACCCCGACGAGGAGCCGAACCUACCUUUCGCCACCUACCCCGAGGACCCGCUGGACCCGCCCGUGGACACUCACCUUGAGGAGCCGAUGGUGGUUGACCCCUACGCUGACAUCACGACGACUCAGGAGCAGCAGCCAAGCUGGACAGAUGACUUGCCCCUCUGCCAGCUUUCUGGGGUGGGCUCAGCUCCAAACCGUUCCUACAGUGCAGAUGGUAAGGGGACAGAAAACCACCCCUGGGAGGAUAACUGGCUGAAAUUCAGGAGUGAGAACAACUACUACCUCUAUGGGGUCUUCAAUGGCUACGAUGGCAACCGGGUCACCAACUUCGUGGGCCAGAGGCUCUCCGCGGAGCUGUUGCUGGGCCAGCUAAGUGCAGAUCACAGUGAUGCUGAUGUGCGCCGGGUCCUGCUGCAGGCUUUUGAUGUGGCAGAAAGAAGUUUUUUGGAGUCCAUUGAUGAUGCUUUGGCAGAGAAGGCCAGCCUUCAGUCCCAGCUGCCAGAGGGAGUACCCCACCACCAGCUGCCUUCUCAGUACCAGAAGAUCCUGGAGAGAUUGAAGGCCUUAGAGCGGGAGAUCUCUGGAGGAGCUAUGGCUGUUGUGGCUGUCAUACUCAACAACAAGCUCUACAUCGCCAAUGUAGGUACAAACCGCGCACUGCUGUGCAAGUCUACGGUGGACGGGUUGCAGGUGACACAGCUGAACGUGGACCACACCGCAGAGAAUGAGGAUGAGCUCUUCCGCUUCUCCCAGCUGGGUUUGGAUGCAGGGAAAAUAAAGCAAGUUGGAACUAUCUGUGGGCAAGAGAGCACCCGGCGCAUUGGGGAUUACAAGGUCAAAUAUGGCUACACUGAUAUUGAACUACUCAGUGCUGCUAAAUCUAAGCCCAUCAUAGCAGAGCCUGAAAUCCAUGGAGGGCAGCCAUUGGAUGGGGUGACUGGCUUUCUGGUACUCAUGUCAGAAGGGCUCUACAAAGCUCUGGAGGCGGCUCACGGGCCCGGACAGGCCAAUCAGGAGAUCGCAGCCAUGAUUGCUACAGAGUUUGCUAAGCAAACAUCACUGGAUGCAGUGGCGCAGGCUGUGGUGGACCGGGUUAAGCGGAUCCACUGUGACACUUUUGCCAGUGGUGGGGAACGAUCCAAGUUCUGCCCCUGGCAUGAGGACAUGACGCUGCUGGUGAGGAACUUUGGGUACCCACUGGGCGAGAUGAGCCAGCCCAUGCUGACCCCGACACAAGGAGGCCGUAUCUAUCCUGUCUCUGUGCCAUACUCCAGUGCCCAGAGCACAAGCAAGACCAGCGUAACGCUGUCCCUUGUCAUGCCUUCCCAAGGCCAGAUGGUCAACGGUGCCCACAGCAGCUCCACCCUGGAUGAAGCCACACCCACGCUCACUAAUCAGAGCCCAACAGUGACUCUCCAGUCCACAAACACCCAUACUCAGAGCAGCAGCUCGAGCUCAGAUGGGGGCCUCUUCCGCUCCCGCCCCUCCCACUCACUCCAGCCAGAUGAGGAUGGACGCGUUGAGCCCUAUGUGGACUUUGCAGAGUUCUACCGGCUUUGGAACAUGGACCAUGGUGAACAGGGAAUAUUGACAGUGUCCUGAUGUAGGGAGAAGAGGUGUGCCUUGCAACCACCAGGAGCUCGCACUGAGAACAGCAAGCUUCCUCUACAGUGUGCUCCCCAAGCUAGAAGAAAUCACAGCCUAUUCAGUCCUUGGUGUCUGAGUGCUCAUAGGUGUCUGGGAUAUCUGUCAUCCUAGAAUCAGAACUGAGAUCCUCACUUUGGCCCCCAUAGGCUAUGGAACAGCUACCCAGCAAGAAUGAUCUGCCUCUACUGACAUGGGCUGAAUUGGAGUCGGUGAAAGGUUCCAAUCCCAUCCUCAAUUCCAUGCCCUGUAUAUUGAUAUCUGUAUAAACAGGCUUUCCUAACCUACUUCGCACCCCCAUCUAUGCUGUUGGCUAAUUUAGUCUGAGAUCAGUUCUAAUGGCAAUAUUCCAGCAUGUGACUAUUUGAGAGAAAAGUUCAAGAAUUACCAACUCACUUAACAGGACAUGCUAAACAAACAUAUCCUGCAACCUAAUUAGUGAUUUAGUGAAUACAAGGAACGAAGUGGCCGUAGUGCAGUAUGUGGAUUGCGCUAAGGUGUGUUUAGAGAACCCCUGCCCCAAAAUAAGAACAUGGAGAAAGGCUUACCCUCCUGAAAAUUACUACAGCCUGGGUUAGAAGUCUAAGUAAUGAAAAGACUCCAAAGGAAGGGGAAGAUGUGUGAAUAGUACCACGUUGACUACAAUAGAACUCAGAAGUUAAUAUAUUCAUUAGUGAGUUACAAGAAGGUACAGAGUAAGCAGUGACCAAAUUCCAAGUGAUAUCUUCUCUCCUGCCUGCGCUCCCCCCUCAGCCGCCCUCCCCCCAAAAAACAGCUGAGUAGCAGACAUAGGAGGACAGAGCCAAACUCUACAGCAUGAUCUGGAGAAACCCACAGAGACCUGCAUGCAAUGUGAUGAAAUUCAAUAUCACUGAAAGCGUAAAGUCCCACGCAGGAGGAGAGCAAAGAAACAGUGCAGCUACCCAGCAGGAGACUGCUAGCUUCUCUCAAGCAAAUGAAAUGUUGAAUAUAUUGUGCAAUUCUGGUAUGAAGAAAGCUGAUACCCUUCUCUGUGAGCAAUCUCAUGUAAAUGGGGUCUGUAAUGGCAAAUAGCCCUGAAACUUGACUUUAAAUAAGAGUUGUAGACCUAGUCUCCAAUAUAGAAUCACAAGGGCAAGAAAAGGGGUUACAAGGAUCAGAGAAAAAGAGAACCCUAAACAUGCAAUCUAAGGCAAAUACUGCUGCAGGGAAGAGAACCAAGUUGGGUCAGGCUUGGCCUGUAUUCUAGUAGACUUCCAAGGAAGUGCCUGCAUAGAGUACAAAGUAGUGUCGGUGGCAGGUUUACUCAUGUCAGUUCUGAACUAACGCUCCAAACAUAACAUGAGAGGUGUCUGUUCUGUUGUCUUCUAGCCUGUCACACCCCUUGUGAAGGGCACCAACAUGAGUCAGAGUCUCAUGUAGCAGCCAGUGACUUGUUUGAGCAAGCCUGGAAUCCUAAAUAAACAUGAAGAAAAGACACGAGGUGUUUUAUCUGAGUACUCGCACCGAGCCAUCUAAGGCCAAAAUCAAUAUAUAAGCAAACAUGGAAACAAUGCCUUCGCUUUGCGAAAUGUAAUUUGUCUCAUACGUCGGCAGAGUCUUAUCUUCAGCUGAUCUCCUACUCUGGGAACCCAGGGUUAUUGUCUGCUCCCAGACAGGGUGUCUAAACAUAUCGGGGAGGUAUUUCCUGACCCCUCUAGCUAAUAAGGCUGAAGAAAAUACUUCCUGCUCAGACCACUCAAAGCCUCCAUUGGUUUGCAUGGUUAUUCCUCCCUUAUUGGAGUAUGUUUGCAAGCUUCUCGGUAUAAGGGAGAGAAUUGCCCAGAUCUGCCCCUCAGACUAUUCCUUACCACCAGUUUGUCGUCCUCCCCAGUGUGCUAAGCCUCAAAAUGAGAGGUUACAUUAGAGGGCAAGCUACAGAUAAAAUAAAGGAACAUAUAACAAGCAAAGAAGCAGCCAGUGUGUGCUCCAAGUCUUUCAAUUUAGACUAACAUGUUAAUGAAAGGGGCAAUACACCUUUUAAAAAUCUAUCUUAGAAAAACGUAAGGUAUCUCUGUACUGAGCAGCAGUUAAAGAUAAUGGGUGUGGGCAGAAAGAAUAUUCUAAUACACACAGCUGGAAUGGGGGAGACUAUUUGUCCUGUUCCUAUUUCCCUUCAGUACUUAAUAUGGCCCCCAUUAUUGUAGGCCCUCACCAUAUAUGAUGUAGUUAUCUUCACAACAGCCCUGUGAGGCAGGGAGCUACUAUCCCUGAUUUACAGAUGUGGGGAGCUCAGGCACAGACAAAGCGAUUUCCUGAUUUCCCACAGUCACACAGAGUGUCUAAUGGGGCAGGGAAUUGAACCUGGCUCUCCCAAGUCCCAGGUUGCCACGUCCUUCCAUUUGUGCUGUUCCUUCUACUUCUGCCCCUACUUUGUGGGUUGGCCCUUGCUGUGAGAGAUACCAUGAGGUGGGGGAAGAAGGUCUUAUUAAAAAAAUUGGAUCUUACAUUUAAAACUUACCAGGGUCACAUUCAGUCAGGCCAUCUUGGGUAAAAGGGGGCCUUAGCUGGGAUCC
Mauremys mutica (yellowpond turtle) is the source of this 4179-nucleotide messenger RNA. It is a transcript of the gene TAB1, whose product is annotated as TGF-beta activated kinase 1 (MAP3K7) binding protein 1. Gene Ontology annotation, molecular function: protein serine/threonine phosphatase activity. The record is from RefSeq and is a predicted model, not a curated record. Gene Ontology annotation, cellular component: cytosol. The coding region runs from base 89 to 1603 and encodes 504 amino acids. Gene Ontology annotation, biological process: protein dephosphorylation. The transcript has 12 exons. NCBI's taxonomy places the organism in Eukaryota, Metazoa, Chordata, Testudines, Geoemydidae.